UCGACAACCUUCGAUACUCAACCUUCUGUUGAAACAUCUUUUUAUAAGUAAUGAAAGACAACUUAGUAUUGUUUCUUUUUAUUUGUCUGAUGGUUUGUAAAGGAGCCAUCAUCACUCCUUUCCGGACAAAAAUCGUUGGAGGUUUCCCGGCAGACAUCACCGAUAUCCCAUACCAGGCAUCUCUUCAUCGGUAUGGAGCUCACUUCUGUGGAGGCUCCAUAAUUUCUGAUAAAUGGAUCCUGAUGGCAGCGCACUGCACCAUGGACGAACCUGCUCCGGAAGCAUACGCUGUUCGCGUGGGAUCUACGGACCGCAAUCAAGGAAGCCUUCUAGCGGCCGUUAAGACCAUCAUCCAACAUCCGGACUAUGAUCGUGAUUCCUGGCAGUACGACUUCACCCUGCUCGAGUUGACUGAUAAGCUCCCCCUUCGAAAAUCAAUUCAACCGAUUGAGCUUACCCAGCUUGAACCGGAAGUUGGUCAGCUUUGCUUGGUAUCCGGUUGGGGAGCCACGCUGACGACUGAGGAAUCCGACGAACUGUUACGGGCCGUGGCCGUUCCGGUGAUCAAUCGAGAAGCUUGUGCCGAAGCCUACGAGGACUUUCAGCGCGUUACGGAUAGUAUGAUAUGCGCUGGGGAUUUGGAGCAUGGUGGUGUGGAUGCGUGUUUUGGCGAUAGUGGUGGACCAAUGGUUGCUGAUGGGGUUCUGGUCGGAGUGGUGUCCUGGGGCAAGGGAUGUGCCCAACCGCGUGCCGUGGGAGUGUACUCUAAUGUGGCUGUUGUGCGGGAUUGGAUAACGGUGAUUUCUGGUGUUUGAAUAAA
Molecule: messenger RNA, 820 nt
Organism: Culex quinquefasciatus (southern house mosquito)
Lineage: Eukaryota; Metazoa; Arthropoda; Insecta; Diptera; Culicidae
Product: trypsin-1
Exons: 2
Coding region: 51-815 (254 amino acids)
Biological process (GO): proteolysis
Molecular function (GO): serine-type endopeptidase activity
Source: RefSeq, a predicted model, not a curated record